AUGUCGUCGUCUUCAUCUUCUUCAUCGAUGGCUAUCCUCCUGGUUCUUGUUUUUGCUUUUGUCUCCAGCCCCUUUACCGCCUUUUCAGACACCACCACCAGCUUCACUCCCAAAGAUAAUAUCCUCAUUGAUUGUGGAGGCAAGUCCUCUUCUGCUCUUCCUGAUGGAAGAACAUUCAAAACAGAUAAGGAAUCCUCUCAAUUCUUGCAAACUAAAGAGGACAUUCAAGUUUCUGUCCAGUCAGCUGAUGUACCUUCACCUAUAUAUUUAACUGCUAGAGUUUUUACAGAAGAAGCGACUUACAAUUUCCGUUUGACAGAAAAUAGAUGGCAUUGGAUACGUCUCCAUUUCUUUGCCAUGUCUGUUAAGGAACAUGACCUGACGAAAGCAUCGUUCUCCGUUGAAACAGGAAAACAUGUUCUCCUUCACAACUUCAAACUCGAAAAUAAUAAUCAAGUUGUCCUGAAGGAGUACUUGCUCAAUGGGACUGACCCUACAUUGUCUCUCAAGUUUAUACCAAUGAAGAAUUCAAUGGCUUUCAUUAAUGCCAUUGAGGUUGUUUCUGCUCCGGAUGACUUGAUCAGUGAUGAAGGCUCCAGUCUUUUCCCAAUUAAUAGUUAUCCUGGUUUGACCAAAUUUUCAUACCAAUAUGUGCACAGGAUUAACAUGGGGGGAGCUUUGAUCACCCCAGAGAAUGACACACUUGGUAGGACUUGGGUGCCUGAUGGUCCAUAUCUUAAGGAUAAAUCCUUGGCUAAAAGUGUCUCUGUUGGUUCUGAUAGCAUCAAAUAUCCAGAAGUAGUCACACCAUUGAUUGCACCAGUAGCAGUGUAUUCUUCUGCUUCGGAGAUGGGUGAGUCAGCCACAAUUCAACCAAAUUUCAAUGUCACAUGGAACUUUGAUGUCGACACAACGUUUAGCUAUCUGCUUCGGAUGCAUUUUUGUGACAUUGUAAGUAAAUCCAUGGAUGAUCUAUAUUUCAAUGUAUACGUUAAUGGGAAAACUGCAAUAUCUGGGUUGGAUUUGUCUACCCUCACAAAGGCUCUGGCCACUCCAUACUAUAAAGAUAUUGUAGUGAAUGCUACACUCAUGUCCGGUGGACUCAGCGUUCAAAUUGGUCCAAUGAAUCAGAAUACUGGUACAAGAAAUGCAAUUCUAAAUGGGUUGGAGGUUAUGAAAAUGAGUAAUUCAGUAAAUAGUUUGGAUGGAGAGUUUGGUGUUGAUGGCAGCAAGGAAGGUUCAUCCAACCGUGGUACAGUAGCUGCAGUUGGAUUUGCAAUGAUGUUUGGAGCAUUUGUUGGACUUGGUGCAAUGGUGAUUAAAUGGCACAAGAGACCCCAAGAUUGGCAAAGGAGAAAUAGCUUUUCUUCUUGGUUGCUUCCUCUGCAUACUGGUGACACAAGCUUCAUGACUAGCAAGACCGGCUCUCACAAGAAUGGCUUUAACUCAGCUUUAGGCCUAGGCAGGUACUUCUCUUUGGCAGAGUUGCAAGAAGCAACAAAAAACUUUGACAAUAGUGCCGUAAUCGGUGUUGGUGGAUUUGGCAAUGUGUAUCUUGGUGAGAUUGAUGAUGGAACCAAAGUCGCUGUCAAGAGAGGGAACCCACAAUCCGAACAAGGUAUCACAGAGUUUGAAACAGAAAUCCAAAUGUUAUCUAAGCUUAGGCAUAGGCAUUUGGUGUCACUUAUUGGCUACUGUGAUGAGAAUUCAGAAAUGAUCCUGGUUUAUGAGUACAUGUCCAAUGGACCAUUUAGGGAUCACUUGUAUGGAAAAAAUCUGCCACCAUUGUCAUGGAAGCAAAGGCUGGAGAUAUCUAUUGGUGCUGCUCGCGGACUUCACUAUCUUCACACUGGAACUGCACAAGGUAUCAUUCACCGCGAUGUUAAGACCACAAACAUUUUGCUUGAUGAAGCAUUUGUUGCCAAGGUAGCAGAUUUUGGACUUUCCAAAGAUACACCAAUGGGACAGGGUCAUGUAAGUACAGCUGUGAAGGGAAGUUUCGGGUAUCUGGACCCAGAGUACUUCAGGCGGCAGCAAUUGACAGACAAAUCAGAUGUGUACUCAUUUGGUGUGGUUCUGUUUGAGGUACUGUGCGCCAGGCCUGCAAUUAACCCACAACUGCCAAGAGAACAAGUUAAUUUGGCUGAAUGGGCAAUGCAAUGGAAGAGAAAAGGUCUGCUUGAAAAGGUCAUGGACCCUCAUCUGGCAGGUACUAUCAAUCCUGAAUCAAUGAAGAAGUUUGCUGAGGCUGCAGAGAAGUGUUUGGCCGAGCAUGGUGUGGACAGGCCUACAAUGGAGAUGUAUUGUGGAACUUAG
Messenger RNA from Pistacia vera, 2316 nucleotides. Its product is annotated as probable receptor-like protein kinase At4g39110. Lineage: Eukaryota; Viridiplantae; Streptophyta; Magnoliopsida; Sapindales; Anacardiaceae. The record is from RefSeq and is a predicted model, not a curated record. Gene Ontology annotation, cellular component: plasma membrane; plasmodesma. Gene Ontology annotation, biological process: protein autophosphorylation. Gene Ontology annotation, molecular function: ATP binding; transmembrane receptor protein tyrosine kinase activity.